Messenger RNA from Heterobasidion irregulare TC 32-1, 1255 nucleotides. RefSeq lists its product as uncharacterized. NCBI's taxonomy places the organism in Eukaryota, Fungi, Basidiomycota, Agaricomycetes, Russulales, Bondarzewiaceae. The transcript is spliced from 8 exons. Bases 49 to 1056 code for a protein of 335 amino acids. The record is from RefSeq and is a predicted model, not a curated record. Gene Ontology annotation, cellular component: cytoplasm.
ACCCUCCCAAUAAUCCCACCCGAGUCUCAACCGCCUCGCAACUAGCAGAUGACAAAAGUCACUCGAAAGAUCGGAGAUGCAGAGGUCUCUGCCCUUGGAUAUGGUGCCAUGGGGCUUUCUGUGUGGUAUGGUACGGUGGGAAGCGACGAGGAGCGGUUGAAGUUCUUGGAUGGUGUGUACGAGCGCGGCUGCAACUUCUGGGACACGGCGGACGCCUACGGCGACUCGGAAGAACUCAUUGGAAAAUGGUUCAAACGCACCGGCAAGCGCAAUGAAAUCUUCCUCGCGACCAAGUUCGGGUUUUCCUCUCCCUCUGGCAAGUUCAUCGACGGGGACCCGGACUAUGCUAGAGCUGCCUUUGAGAAGUCGAUCAAGCGCCUGGGUGUAGACCAGAUCGACUUGUGGUACUUGCAUCGCGCAGACACAGAAGUUCCCAUCGAGAAAACCAUCGGUGCUAUGGCUGAAUUCGUCAAAGCUGGCAGAGUAAAGUACCUUGGAAUUUCUGAAUGCUCCGAGGCAACGCUCCGUCGCGCGCAUGCCGUCCAUCCCAUCACCGCCCUUCAAGUCGAAUACAGUAUCUUCACGCUUGAUAUCGAGGAUCCUAAGAUUGGGCUUCUGAAAGCAGCCCGCGAGCUCGGGAUCAAGAUUGUCGCAUACUCGCCGCUCGGCCGCGGGCUGCUUACUGGACAAUUCAAAAGCCCUGAUGAUUUCCCUGCGGAUGACUUCAGGCGGACAGUCCCUCGGUACAGCGCAGCCAACUUUCCAAAUAUCCUCAAGCUCGUCGACGGCUUGAAGGAGGUCGGGGCAAAGCAUGGCGCGACAGCGGGACAGGUCGCGCUCGCGUGGCUGCUGGCGCAGGGAGACGACGUCAUCCCUAUCCCAGGAACGAAGAAAGAGAAGUAUCUCGAGGAGAACCUUGGUGCGCUCAAGCUGCAACUCUCAUCUCAAGAAGUGCAGGCAGUGCGCGAUGCGGCACAGAAAGCGAAUGCGGAGCAGGGCGAUCGGUACCCCGCCAUCUUUUUGAAGUCCCUGCUCGCCGACACGCCGCCGUUGUGAACGAAAUGAGACCCCUGUACCAAUACGAGUAGGUCUGUAUACGCGCUAAAUAACCAAGGAGAACGGUAUCGAUAUGGUGUACGUGUGACAUAUGCUCAUGCUCUAGCUGCGAUUGCUGUGACUUGUUAAUUCAAACGAACGUUAGUGAUUCUCUCGAAGAUCUUUCGUCUCCAUUUAUUUUGAUCACAUCGGCACGUGG